AUGACGCACAAUCCGCCGGCGCCCGAGGUGUUGGAUCUUUGCGACGAGCUGGGCAUGCUGGUUAUUGAUGAGCUUUUCGACAUUUGGAAGCAUCAGAAAUAUGACAAGGUUUGGGGCUACCAUCGCUAUUGGGAUGAAUGGGCUCCCGGAAGCCGAAGUGAAGGUGAUGAUGGAGCAGCUCGCGCGAACAGGCAACAAAGCGCCGAGCGCAGCUCUUAUUUCGGGCUCAUCGACCUUGCGGGUUUUCCCAAAGAUGCCUAUUACCUUUAUCAGAGCCAUUGGGCGCCGGAAACGAAGAUGGCGCACAUCUUGCCGCAUUGGAACUGGAAGGGACGUGAAGGCGAGGUGACCUCCUGUCAUGGUCGGGAGAAGAACGAUUUCCGAUUUGUCUGGGAGGAUGUGAAAUACGCGCCCGGCACCCUUGAAGUGAAGGUUACGAAGAACGGCAAGGCCUGGGCUACGGCGAAGCGCGUGACGACAGGAGAGACGGUCGCCAUUGCCGCGACGAGCGUUGAUCGUAAAACCUUGAAGGGCAAUGGCACGCUCACUGGCUUUUAUGAGCUGGCGACGGUGGAUAAGGCUGGCACUGUUGUUCCGACCGAUUGCCGUGAAGUCGAGUUUUCUGUGACCGGCGCCGCCAGGCUCGUGGGCUUUUGCAAUGGUAAUCCAAUUGACUGGACGAGCUUGCAGGAUCCCAAGCAGAGGUUCUUCAUUGGUCGCAUCCUGGCGGUUCUCCGCGGCGAAAAGGAUCAGGAAGGUCCGGCAACGGUGACUGUUUCGGCGCAAGGCCUCAAGCCUCUCAAACUCGAUUUUGAGAAAGCAGUGGUAUCAACGCAGAGUACUGUGGAAAAGGUGAAAACAGAUGCGGCAGGUCUUGAGGCCGCGGUGAAGGUGUUGCUGUCGGGUGGUGUAGUUGUCAUCCCGACGGAUACCGUUUAUGGUCUUGCCGCACACCCUGAUUUUCCUGAAGCGGUUGAACGGCUUUAUACCAUCAAGCAGCGGGAUGCGAAAAAGCCGAUUGCGCUCUUGAGCGACGCGCCGGAGGUGUCUUAUGCGGAUGAUCCGGAGCGGACGGUGCGCGAGAAUGCCCUUGCGAAAGGAGCGGCGGUGAAGGGCGCGCACGUCCUUUCGGCCGAUACGAUCGUCUGGUUUGACAACCGUAUCUACGGCAAACCCAGGGAUCUCGCCGAGGCGAAGGCGUUUCUGCGCGAGUUGAGCGGCAGAACGCACAUUGUCUUCACGGGCGUUGCCUAUAAUGGAGAGGUGAAGGUAGUCCGCUCGGCGGUCACCUUCCAGCAGCUUACCGAUGCGGUGAUCGACGAGUAUGUCGCGCGGGUAAGGCCGACGGACCGUGCGGGCGCCUACGAUAUUGACGAGUCCGGCAAUUUGAUUGUCGCCGGUUACACGGGUAGCUACGAGAAUAUCAUGGGACUUCCCGUUGAGCCGCUGAAGGAGUGGGGAAUCGCAACAGUGCCGAAGUCGUGA
Cylicocyclus nassatus is the source of this 1485-nucleotide messenger RNA. Lineage: Eukaryota; Metazoa; Nematoda; Chromadorea; Rhabditida; Strongylidae. The record is from the annotation of a GenBank genome assembly.